UCUCUCUGGAUCAACAUGCACCGCCUUGUAGUAUGCGUACUCUUGUCGUUUCCUGCUAUUCACGGUGACGUCGUCUCAGUGGCGUUCCACCGUCCAUGUGGUCAAGGUGCUGGAGUGGUAACUCAAACGGCGUACACCAACGUAGUGACCAGGUCCCGACUGGAGUGUGCUCGGAUGUGCGCAGUGAACCGUUCGUGUACUGCGUUCACAGUCUGCGAGACCAGCCUGUACUACGACUGCGGUCUGAUGGACGUCCUGAGUCCUGACCUCGACUGUAACGACCCGGCCGUCACGCGACAGAACUGUUCCCUCCAGGUCAAGUACGCCACUGACCUUGUCCAACCAGCUGAAUACAACCUGGCUUCGGAGACCUAUCUAUCAGCCUCGUGUCCCGCCGGUGCGUAUCAGCUUCCGUACUACCACGUGUGUUACUGGGCCCAAGCUACACCACAGAACGCCUCUGACUUACAACACAUUACGUCAUGUCAAGACGAAGGCGGUCAGUUGGCGAUCGUACCAAGCGAGUCCGUCAUGGUCAGUCUGGAAAGCCUCAUGAACGCGGAUUCGGGCUUCAACAGAGGAUCGAGUGACCUCGGAUACUGGUUAGAUAUUGAUGACAGGGAAACAGAAAACACAUUUGUAACGCAGCUUGGCCCCGCCCCCUGGAUAAGAUGGCGACCUGGACAACCUAAUGACGCAGGUGACCCCUUGGGUGACCAGGACUGCGUCGUUCUGUUUCCUUAUGACAGCUACUUGCUUCAGGAUAAAUAUUGUACCAUGGAAAACAAGCCGCUGUGUUACCAUCAUCAGACUGGAGACGGAUUCCGCCACGUUUACACGCACAAUUUAAACUCAGAAUUCGGUAACGUGACGUCGCUAGGUCAGGCGAUACAAAAAGGUGCUGACAUCCGGGUCCUGAUCCACUCGUUUGACACCAACGUAGACCUCGUCGUCAAUGUUGAUUAUGUGGAGAACUUGAAUCUAAUAUAUGCUCUAUCAGUACACAACAUGGAGAUAACGGGGGUGUCGACCCGUGUCAUACUGACAGCGUCCACUACUGGGGAACUGAAAGUGACGCGCUGGGUGUCCGGCACCGCGUCUUCUACAACCCGCAAGGCCUGGAUGAGCUGGUACGCUACUGACAAACAAAGUGUGUCAGUGUUUGAGUCUACAACACCUAGCGAGUCCAUGUUAACAUCGGCCAUAAUGAAUGGAUCUGAUAUCAGAGUACAAACUGUACUAGAUUCUUAUUCUUUACAUGACGUGUACUUCGGCCGAAACGUUACUGGUCAGUUUGCCUGGAAACCGAGUCAGUUCGAUACCACCUGGACGUGCAAACUGCUGAACAAAGUUAACAUGUUUGACAUUAACUGGAAUACCGGGUCGAACAUGACGUUGUCGGAUCCGACAGACUUUAAACUUCUGGCCGGAGACCCUUGGCAAUUGGUAUUUUCGAACGACGAAAGUGGGUUGCGUUUGUAUGGAUGGGUGACCGACUUGAUCACGUACAUCCAAUCUGGACACAGGGUUAAGGUCAUAUAUGACGGUCGUUCCGCCAAAGUUGACACCGUUUAUAUACAAUCUGCCACGGUGUCCGUCAUGUUGGCUUUAGGAUUGGAUCUUGAUGACGUAGAUGCCUCUACGAGUUCAUGGACCAGGACAAUAACUCUUGUAUCCACUUCUGGAACCGUCCGCACGUAUGGUUUCAGUCCAGAUAGUGCAACGGUUCUCUGGAAUAGCAGCAGCACCGUCACUGUCCAGUGGUACGUAGACAAGGCCGUUUGGACGGAAGUUCAUAGGUCACUCAUCGACAUCACGGACAAUUUUAUCGGAAAUGCAAACAUAAACGAUGUGUUUUAUGCAGGACAGCCCUUUCGUAUCCGCGUGGAGUUACCGGCAGUUUCCUACUCAAUGACGUCAUUGGCGGACAGCGUUUCUUACGAUACUGCUAAUGAGAUCUUCACUGCAAAGUGGUCACGACAUUUCAGCGUCAUAUACAAUGAGAUUGAUGGAAAUUUUGAACUCAAUGAACCUGUUGAAUAUAACUAUUUUGAAGUAACCAGUACCGGUACAAUGACAACGUCAACGUUGGUAAAUGGACAGUAUUCUGUUCAAAGCUUCUCGUCCAUAGUAAAUGUAUGGUGGUUCUCACAGCCAUAUCUUUUCUGAGGACGGGGGGUCGUUGGUCAUUACGGUGGUUCUCACAGCCAUAUCUUUUCUGAGGACGGGGGGUCGUUGGUCAUUACGGUGGAUCUCACAGCCAUAUCUUUUCUGAGGACGGGGGGUCGUUGGUCAUUACGGUGGUUCUCACAGCCAUAUCUUUUCUGAGGACGGGGGGUCGUUGGUCAUUACGGUGGAUCUCACAGCCAUAUCUUUUCUGAGGA
Molecule: messenger RNA, 2384 nt
Organism: Mizuhopecten yessoensis (Yesso scallop)
Lineage: Eukaryota; Metazoa; Mollusca; Bivalvia; Pectinida; Pectinidae
Exons: 5
Coding region: 16-2169 (717 amino acids)
Source: RefSeq, a predicted model, not a curated record